Molecule: messenger RNA, 1901 nt
Organism: Sclerotinia trifoliorum
Lineage: Eukaryota; Fungi; Ascomycota; Leotiomycetes; Helotiales; Sclerotiniaceae
Source: the annotation of a GenBank genome assembly
UUCAUUGUUUUUACUUCAUCUCUUACCAAAGACAGAGCUAGGUAGGGUGUCAUCCAUUCUAUCUUUAUCCUGUCAGCACAUCAAAACAAUGGCAUUGCUGAAUCCGAAGCCUGAACCCGAAGCGUGAAGAUGUACCUAUUAUUAGGGGUUUCUACACCGUUCUGCUGACAUGAAACAGGGAUGAAGAAUGCCGUUAACAUGGUUACCAUGAGGAUCUUCAUCGCGCCUACUGCGCAGUCUGCGCCUUGCUCAAAUUAAACUCCUGCAGUACUGGGUUUAAAUCUUCAUGAUGCAAACUUUGUCAAUAUCUAUUAACCCCUCCUCAAAUUGAAAGGAGUCCAGUACUCUCGUCGCAUCAAUCGAGUGAAAAGCAUUCACAAAAACAAAGUGUAGAGUAGUACGUUGAAGUCACACAGCUCCAGCCUUGUCUUGGAAUAUAAGCAGUACCUACUGGAUCACUGCAGUCACUACUAUAUUGUCUCAUGACCAAACACAACACACGGCGAGCUCAUGUCGGCAACAAUAACACUCACGAUGUCGCAGACGUCAGGAAUUCAAGCUGCGUGUCCGAAUUGUGGAAUGGCUUUACCGCAUAACAAUUCAGAGAUUGCAAUAGAUGCGCAGAAACAAAUUGAGGAAUUACAAGCUCAAGUAAAGUUACUGACAGAGAAAGCAACCGCCGCAGGUAGGCUUUUCCUUAUGAAUCUUUAACCUCCCGACUUAUGAUAAUACUAGUGGAUAAAUGGGCAGACUACGAAGACGAAAUUCAAUCGCUCAAGAAGGCACAAUCUCAGCAAAUUCCAGAACCUCCGCGUGCAACAACACCAACACAAGGGCUCACUGAAGAUCGAGCCGGAAGCCCAAGUCGUUUCUCAUAUCUGCCAGUUCAAAAUCGACUUUCUUCUUUGCUGUCUCGCAAGUCCACGCCGAAUCUGCAAGCCCAGCCUCCGCCAACCCCGAAAACACCUUCUACAACGGAGUUAAUAGCGGCUUUAACAAGAGAGCAAGGCUUACGACAGGCAGCGGAGGGCAAAUUAAAUGCAUCCAGUGUCGAAUUAGAAGAGUUGACCGCACAACUGUUCACACAAGCCAAUGAAAUGGUUGCCACGGAGCGAAGAGCGAGAGCCAAACUCGAAGAGCGAGUUGGAGUAUUGGAAAGAAGGGAUGUGGAAAAGGGAAAACGGCUCGAAAGGCUUGAAGGCGCGGUGCAGAGAAUUGAAAGAGUCAGGGGGCUUUUGGCGCCGGAACGAUGAGAAGAGCGAACACGACGAUACGACUAAAUGCAUGAGAACAAGACGACUGGGAGCGCGGGUCAUUAAAAAGGGGCUACGGGGCUAUGUGCAUGUGCGGCAGAAGGUCGCAGUUUUGUGUCAUACGAAAUCAUUGAAAGAGACAGAGCGAUCUACUACCCGCGAGAUAUCUUUAACAACAUUAAUAACACGGAAUCGAACCUCUCGUCGGUGUCAUUCCAAAUCAACGAAAUUCCAUACCAUCUCUCGACCACAUCAUCAAUAUCACUCACGCCCCAGAUUUCGCGAUGUGUAUAGACCAACCUGCAUACCGGCGGCCUCGGAAAUGGAAAUCUGGAUGAUAGAGCUGUGGAAGGACUUCCUCCUCGAACCUACGCCUUACCUAGUCAUAUCCGCUACUUUCUACUUGGGCCUCUUUUUGAUAUCAUUACAGUAUUAUCCGACCAUUUGGAAUAUUGCUUACUUUCUCAUCCAACUUAUACCUUGGGAUGACGAUUUUGGAGCCCCUGGUCAUUUAUUUUGACUAUACCUUUUAAUGCGUUUUUUCGGAGCUUGUUAGAUAUGAUACCCCAACUUGUAUAUAUAUUUUCGAGACUUAUUCAUACCUGCCAGGUGGAGGUAGAUUAGUAUCCACCAUUAAUGUCUACAACC